AUGAGAUAUUAAUAUCAUUUAAUACUUAUUCAUACUUUGCUUCUCUAAAUUAUAGUUUGUGAGAUAAAUUAAUGUCUUAAAAUAAUUAUGGAACCUGAUGAAAUAUUUACUACAAAAAAAGAAAGUAUUUUAAUUGUAAAUAGUGAUGAACAUGAUUAUGAAAAUAUAAAUUUAGAGAAUUACAAAAUCAUACAAGAAUCAUAAAGAAUUAAAAAAUAUUAAAAAGAAGAAAUCAUCUAUGCAUAGAUAAUAUAAAUAAAUGGUGCUUUUUAAAUUUUCAGCAAAUUAUUUUGUUAGUUUUCAAAAUCUGAAUAUUAUUUUAUCUCAUGUAUAAAGAUUGAAGAUUCAAAAUAAUAUGAAAAUGACAAUGUCAUAGAAUAAAAUACAUUUUAAAUAGAUUCAAACAUCAAAGAUGAUCAUACAUGUGAAGAAUUUUAAUUUGAAUAAAAUUCUGGAUUCAUAUUAUUUUGCUUCAAAGAUUUCUAUUUCAAAAUAUAUAUCAUUAAUUUUGAAACCAAAACAUAACUAUUAGAAUAGGUUAAGAUAGAGAAUAGCAUGUAUACAUUGUGCAAAAGAAAAAUUUUCAAAAAAUCUGACCAUAAUUAUAUAAUUGCUUUCAUUUAAUGCUAUAAUUGGGGAGUAUUUAUUUAUAAUAACAAAGAAAUAAAUAUUGUUCUAAAUGAAAAAAUAGUAAAUAGUAAUUAUUCUUAACAAAUUAACUUUCUUGAGAAUUUUGAAAUGUGUUAAAAUCUGUUGAUUGCGCUUCUUACAGAAACUAGUUAUUAUCUAUUUAAAAUUGAUUAUUAAAACGAGUUUGGACUAUUAUUUGUUACAAAUGAUCAUUUAAAUUCGUUUAUACUUUCAUAAGAGAACUGCUAAAUAAUAUAUAAAAUUAAAUGGAUUUCCUCCCUUAAUAAGACAGUAAUCUAAAAUAAUAAAUAUAGACAAGAAUUUGAAGGUACCCUUUUAAAUUUCAAAUUGUUUUUGGAUAUUCUUUUUGUUUAAACUAAUAACUAACUUCACGUUAUUUUUAAUAAAGAAUUAAAAUAAGUAAUAAAUAUUAAUAGCUCAAAAUUUUAUUUUGGUAUGUAAAACUUAAUAUAUUAAAUUGAUUAAGUUGCUAAUGAAAUAGUAUUUUAUAGGUUUUCCUUUCCCAGAUGUUACAUUUAACCUACAAAGAAAUAUAUACACCUAAUUGUGAGUUAAUCUUAAGCUUUUAAUUAUCCUAUGGCUUGCUAUGAAAUUACUUAUCAAGCAACAAAUGCCUAAUUAAUUUAAGAUUAUGGUCUUAAAAAUAAUUGCGAAAAAUAAUUUUUUUUCUUAUUUAGCAAGAAAUAAUUAAAUUUAAUUAAUGAUUAUCAAAUAAAUUUACUACCAUUAACCUCUUCUAAUUUAAAAAUCAGUAUUUUAGAUAAAUCACCAUUUAACUCUUUUUGUAGAAAUUUAAAUGAUUAAGUCUACGAAGAAUAAACCUUAUUAUAUUAAGGAAAUGAUAAUCAAUAAUCAUAUUCUUUAUUUAAAACAAAAAAUUACAUUGAAAUCAAAAGUUGUAAAGAAAAAUUUUAAUUUAAAAUUCAAACUUAAUAAUAUUAGGUAUUAUAAUACCGAAAUUCAAUCCUUUUAUGGUAGAAGGAUAAUAGAAAAUUAAAAUAGAUUAAAUUAUAAGUUAUUCAACCAUUAAUUAUUGAAUAUAAAUUCAAAAGUGAAAUUAUUAAUAUUCUUUAAUUUUAAGACAUAAUUAUUAUAUUAACUAAAAAUUAGGAUGAACUUAAAUUGUUUGAUCUGUAAACUUUAAGUGUUGUAAUCAUUGAUUAGAAUAUUUAAAAUAUUUUGCAUAAUUUAAAUCAGAAAUAUCUUUUAGAAAAUUAGCAAUAUGAAUAGUUUCAAGUAUUUUAUUUUUCAAAAUUUAAUUAUUAAGUAAUUCAAUUAUUUCAAUAUUUGAUAAUUUUUAUUAACUCCGAAAUUAUUAUGAUUGAAACUGACUUUAUUUAGAUAGUUUUUACUAAAAUAAUCAUAAAUAGUAAAUGUUACAUAUUGGGAAUACAUCUUAUUAAAAAUUAAAUAAUUGAGUAAAUUUUUAAUGGGUAUUAAAUAUUAACUUUAAAAAAAAUUAAUCUAGAUAAUUAUGAAAUUAUUAGACCACUAUUUUACUAAAUUGAUAAUGAAUAUUUUGCGAUUGCUACUCGAAAUUCUUCAAAAACCUUCAUAAUCGUAUUUGUCAUCUAAAAUAGAUUACUACUAAAACAAAUUAAAACUAUUGAAAUUGGAAGAGUUUAAUUUUUUUUCUAGGACUAAUAUUUAUUCUUUUAUGAUUAAGGAGACAAAAUUUAAAAAUUCAAUAUGAGAGAUUUUGAGAUUUCAUUAGAAAUCAAUUCCUCUUGGCAAAAUUCACUUAUUAGUCAUGAAUAAAUUUUUUUUCAAGUUAUUCCGAUAGAUACUAAAGCUGAUAGAAUUAAUUUAGAAAUCAAAAUUUAGAUCUAUAAUGAAUGCUUUUAAUUAUUCUAAAAAAAUAAUCAUGUCCUACUAAAAUAUAAAAAAGAGAAAAAUUUUAGAAUAAAUAUUAAUGAUUAUAUUUUUGGUCCAAUUGAUAAUAUUUAAAUAAUAAAUAAUGAUAAUUUUUCAAUCAAAGGACCAUUGUUACUUUCUGAAUAAAUCAAUAAUAAUGAUAUUCUCGAUGGAAUUAAAUUAAAGAGUAUUUAUUUGGGAUCUGUUUUACAAGAGUUAGAAAAUGUAAUCAUAUUUUAAACUAAGAAUAACUCAAUAGUAUUAUUCAGAUAAAUAUAGGAACAUUUCUAUAAGAAAGAAGAAUAAUUAUAAAAUAUAAUUUCAAUAAAUGACUAAUCUUUAUUAUUUUUAUUUCUUAAUAAUAAUUUUUUUGAAAUAAGAGGAGUUAUUUAUUCGAUUAAUGAAACAGCUAUGCAAUUAAUUGCAUAACCUAUAUAUGAAAUAAAAAUAAAAAUAUCUCCAAAUUCUAGCUAUGAAAGCAUGAAAACAGGAAAUUUAAUCAUAAUUAAAGAUUCAUUCACUUUACAAUUAUAUUAAAUUAUCCAAUCGAAAAUCUAUUAGAUCUAAAAUUUAAUUAAUAUAACAGAAAUUCUUAAAAUUAAAGGAGAUAAUCAACUAUAUAUAUCUCUCAUAUAUUAGGAAGGAGGAUAAAUAUUAACAUUUUAAAUUCUCUCCUUAGAUAAGAGUCAAUUUUAAUUGGAAGGAGUAGCUGAGCUUUCAUAGUAAACUAUUGAUUUUGCUCUUAAAAAUUACAUUCAAAUAAAAACUAACAAAUAUUUAAAUAAAGACUACAAAUUAAAUUUAUUAGAAUGUACAAUUGAUGGUGAAAAUCUAUAAUUAACAAUUUUUCAGAGUUUAAGGGGAAUGUCAAUCAUUAGUGAAAUUUUAAUAUAAAGGAAGAAUCUCGAAGUCCAAUUCAAACCAAUAAGGAUUUUAAGAAAUUUUGAGGAAGAAAAUCAUAUGGAACUAUAAUAUUUUAGUAAUCAUCAUUUAAUUUUAAAAUCACACUCUUUUAUUUACUUUUAUGAUUUAAAAGAAUCAGAUAUUUUAGAUUAGAUUGGAAGACGUUCUAUACUCCAAUAAUACAUUUAUCAUCAAAUAAAUACUACUCAUUUUAUUGUUUUUUAAUAUAAGAAAGGUGGCAUUUUUAUUGGGGAGAUUGGUUAUCAAAUUACAAUCAAUGAUGAAACUUAAAAUAAUGAAACGUUUACAUUAUUAGCAGAAAACUAAGUAUCAUCAAUAUCAUUAUAAAUAUUUCUUUAAGUGUCUGAUGAGCAGAGCUAUAACAAAACUGCUUUCAGAAUACUCUUUUUCAUAUUUGCAUUAAUAUUGAUUAUUUAUUAUUUUAUUCGAAGAAUGUAAUUAAAGAAAAAAUAGAUAAAUAAUUAAAAGCACAUUUUUAUCUAUUAAAAUAAUUCAGAAUCAUGA
This is a messenger RNA of Paramecium sonneborni, 3933 nucleotides long. Lineage: Eukaryota; Ciliophora; Oligohymenophorea; Peniculida; Parameciidae. The record is from the annotation of a GenBank genome assembly.